GUUCUGUGUGAGUCCCCUCAUAAUACAGGACAUUAAGGAUUUGGAUUCUACUUUUGGGGCGAGCUCAGAUCCAUUCCUGGAGAGACAGGGAGCUCACCAACGCAGUGCAGCUAUAAGAACUGUGACAGCCGAGGAGAGGAUGCCAGGGCACAGAAGAAGAGGAGGAAAACCUUCUGUUUGCGGAUCAUCUAAAAAAGAGCUGGAUGUGUUUUUGUUUAUUUUCUGAGCAAUUUUCCUCAUACAGUUCAUUUAUUCUUUUAUAAGUUUUUUUCUUCCUUCUUUUCUUAAACGCGUCAUAAACUCCAGACGCCUGAGGAAGGGAUGCAACACAAUCUUACCCCCACUGGGCUCAGAGCUUCCCACCAGCCAGUCAUCUUUGCCAUUUCUCACACAGAAGCCGCGUCGCUACAUGACAGUCAUGUAAAUAUAAAUCAAUUUUAAGGAUAUAAAAGACGAAUUGCGCGCCCUCGCCGAAGCGCAGCAUCAGCACCAGCCUCCGGUGCGCGUCCCCGCCCCGGUGAAGGCUGCCCAAGAUCCCGGCAAGAGGAGUUGGAGCCGCGCGAGUUAAAGUUGGGCUAAAAGGGGGGCGAGAGGAUGCUGCAGAAGGAUCCACGAUCUAAUUAACAUAAACCACACGGAGAAACGUGCCCUAAGUGAAGGAUGACUUGCAAAAUACUGAGCAUAUGCCUCUUGUUUUUGGGUUUUCAACAUUGCUCAUCACGAGAAUGUGUUGAUCCUCUGGUCUCCAGCCUCUAUGCCUCCUCUUUCCUGGCCUCCUCCAGAUAUAACUUUCUGUACUCAGCCAAUUUUGCCAAAUUGUACGGGAGCAGUGGUUGGUCCCCGUCCCCUAGGGACAGGCAGCCAUGGCUACAGGUCAACCUGGGCAGGAAGUAUCGAUUGCUAGCCAUUGCCACCCAAGGCACAUUCAACUCAUACGACUGGGUCACCAAGUACACUCUACUCUAUGGAGACCGACCGGAUUCCUGGACGCCGUACAUCAUGAAAGGAGGAAACUCUACGCUGCCUGGGAACUGGAAUUAUUAUCAGAUCAAGAGGAACGUCUUCCAUUACGCCUUCACCGCUAAACACAUUCGUCUGCUGCCCCUCGCAUGGAACACGGAGAACGGAGGGAAGAUCGGAGUGAGGCUGGAGCUUUUUGGAUGCCCUUAUGAUUCCUAUGUGCUACAGUACAAUGGCGACGACUCGGUCGUCUACAUGUACCCAGGGAAAAGGUCUCGCACGCUGCAGGACCACAUCGCCAUCAACUUCAAGACACUGGAGCAGGACGGCCUGCUUCUGCACAGCGAGGGGAUCCAAGGAGACGUCUUCACCCUGGAGCUGAAGAAGGGCCGACUGUACCUGUACAUCAGCCUGGGAAGCAGUGUCGUGCACCAAGUCAACGGUCGCACUACUUUGACGGCUGGCAGCCUCCUUGACGACCUGCACUGGCACUAUGUCACCAUUAAGCGCUAUGGGAGACAGGUGAACUUCACUGUGGACAGCCACACAGUCACAGCCAUCUGUAAUGGAGACUUCACACACCUUGACCUCGAUACACAGAUGUACGUAGGAGGAGUGAUAGAGCCAAACCUGCCUCACCUUCCCACUACACCUAAUUUCCGAGGCUGCCUGGAGAAUGUGUUCAUCAAUGGCAUAAACAUUAUUGACAAGGCUCAAAGAGAAGAUGACGAAAUCCGCAUACCUCGAAAGAAAAAGAUGCAUUACGCUUGCCGUGACAUCCUCCUCAAACCAAUGACCUUUGCCGGGCCCAACAACUACCUCCAGGUGCCUGGCUUCUUCAGGAGGCCUCGUAUGUUUGUCAAGUUCAAGUUCCGCUCCUGGGACUACACGGGCCUGCUCAUGUUCACGCGGUUCGCCGACGACCUGGGCGCCCUCGAGCUGGGUCUGAGCGAGGGCCAGAUUAACGUCACUAUAUUCCAGCCGGGAAAGAAGAAGCUCCAGUUUGCAGCAGGAUACCGGCUCAAUGAUGGAUACUGGCACACAGUGGAUCUGGCAGCCAGAGACAACCUGCUGACGCUCACCAUUGAUGAAGAAGAGGGCUCUCCGCUGAAGAUCACCAACCCCUUCACCAUUCGGACCGGGGACCGCUACUUCUUUGGAGGUUGUCCAAAGACUAAUAACACCAUAAGGAAGUGUGAGACCAAGCUGAACCACUUCCACGGUUGCAUGCAGCACAUCUUUAUAGACAACGAACAACUUGAUAUCGACAUUAUUCUGCAAAGACAGUGGGGACGCUACGCUGAGCUGCUGUUAGGCACCUGUGGCAUCACUGACAGAUGUACUCCAAACCCAUGUGAGCACGAAGGAAGAUGCAUCCAGUCCUGGGACGACUUCAUCUGUGUCUGUGAGAACACAGGCUAUAAAGGAGAAGUGUGUCACAUGUCGGUUUAUAAAGAGUCAUGUGAGGCCUACCGCCUCAGCGGCAAGUACUGGUCGGGAAACUAUACCAUCGAUCCGGAUCUGAGUGGACCCCUGAAACCAUUUGAGGUGUACUGCAAAAUGAAGUCCUAUAAAGCGUGGACAGUAAUAAUGCACGACCGUGUGGAAGGCACCAAAGUGAGUGGGAGUUCGAUAGACCAGCCAUACAUCGGCAGUGUCAACUACUGGAACGCCUCCUGGGAUGAAGUUACUGCUCUGGCCAACAUCUCCAUGUACUGUGAGCAGUGGAUCGACUACUCGUGCUAUAAGUCUCGUCUGCUCAACACCCCCAAUGGGAGGCCUUUUGGUUUCUGGAUUGGCCGCAACAACGAGUCUCAUUAUUACUGGGGUGGAACGUUCAGAGAAGUCCACAAGUGCGGCUGUUACAUUAACCAAACCUGCGUCGACCCCAAGUUUCAGUGCAACUGUGAUGCAGACUAUAGGCAAUGGUACAAUGAUAAAGGCUACCUGGACUUCAGAGACCAUCUGCCUGUGAGAAAGGUGGUGGUCGGUGACACCAACAGGACCGGCUCCGAAGCACGCUUCACCGUCGGACCCCUCCGCUGCCAUGGCGACAGAAACAUCUGGAACACCAUAGCAUUCACCAAACCCACCUACAUAACCUUCCCCACCUUCAGGCCUGGCUCCAGUGCAGACAUCUCCUUUCACUUCAAAACCUAUCGUGACCAUGGCGUUUUCUUGGAGAACUCGGAUGACCAGCUCCGGAACUUCAUUCGAUUAGAGCUCAACACCACCCAUAAUCUGGUGUUUGUGUUCAUGGUUGGUGACGGGAUUCUUAACGUGACCCUACGCUCUCCCGUGCCGCUCAAUGACAACGAGUGGCACUUUGUUCAGGCCGAGAUUAACGUGAAACUGGCUCGCAUCAAGGUUGAUUAUCAACCUUGGGCUGUGACCCGGUUCCCAGGUCAAACCUUUGUCACCAUGCAGUUUACUCAUCCUAUACUAGUAGGUGCAGCCAACCGGACCCUGAGACCUUUCUUGGGGUGUCUCCGAGGACUGCGGAUGAACGGCGUGCCUAUUGACCUAGAGUCUAAAGUCAAUGAGGAGCAGGGUAUAAGGAGAAACUGUACUGGGCAGUGUCUCAAUGCUACCAUACCGUGCAGAAACAGCGGCCAGUGCAUUGAGGGCUACGCGGCCUACACCUGUGACUGUAACAACACAGCCUUCGAUGGUUUCUACUGUCAUAAAGACAUCGGCGCCUACUUUGAAAUUGGCUCAUGGCUGCGGUACAACAUAAAGAAGAAGCCUGUGUCCGACGAGGCGAUGUGGGCCACCUGGGUUGACCCGCAUUACGACAACUUCAGCCUCGGCUACAACGACACGGCGGACGACAUUGAGUUCAGCUUCAGCACUGUCCACACGCCGGCGGUGUUGCUCUACAUCAGCUCCUUUGUCCAGGACUACAUCGCUGUCAUCCUCAAGAAUGAUGGCAGCGUGGAUUUGCGGUAUAAGCUGGGACUCAUAACCCACAAGUACGAGCUGACGCGUAGGAACCUUGCGGAUGGUUACCCCCACUACGUCAACAUAACCAGACACAACAGAACCAUCAAAACACAGGUGGAUUACAUGGAGCCCAUUGUUGAAAAGAUAACGCUGGUGGAGGAUGCCAGGUUUGACUCACCCAAGUCAAUGUUUCUGGGCAGAGUAAUGGAGGUUGGUGACAUAGACUAUGAGAUCCAGAGACACAACGCUCCAGGCUUCAUAGGCUGCAUAUCAGGAGUGAGGUACAACAUCUACGCCCCGUUGAAGGCUCUGUUUCGACCCAAUGAAACAGAACCUCCGGUGACAACACAAGGCUACGUCUCCGAGUCCAACUGCGGUGCCUUCCCGCCUGUGCUGGGCUACGUACCGUGGGAGGUGGACCCCUGGUUUACUGGCAUAGAGUAUUUUUAUAUCCAUGAUGACCUGGGUCUAUUUUGGAUAACAGUCAUCGUCCUCCUGGCGCUGCUGCUGCUCUUCUUCGGCCUGUACAGCAUCUACGUCUACGCGUAUCAGCAGAAGGGCAGCUAUCUCACCAACGAGCCCAAGAACCUGGAGUCUCCCAGCAGCUCCAGGCCGCUGACCGAAACCCUGCGGAGAGAAAAAAAGAACCUCCCGGAAAUUGAAGAGGAAUUCAGGAGUGACUAGCAUCACAGGACCUGUGGGAGGCGGGUUGGGUUUCGACUGGGGACAGGGGAGCGGGAAAUAGCACUUACAACAACCAUAGAUACCUGUUUUAGGUUUUCUAAUUAUUUUAUUUUAUUUAUUUCAACUUUCCUCGGUUGAGUGGGAUCUGAUGCCUGGUGCUCCACAUUGUCCGUAUCUCGGCGAGUUCGACGUUCAAAUCAAGCCCCGCGUUGCGUGAGCAGCCAGCAAGUCUCACACUGUGUCACAGGGUGAAAAACUGAAGUGCCUCAUCUGAGCAAGCUUGACCCCAGUUGACCACGCUAGCUUAUUCAGAUCGGGUUCGAGUCGGACACUGGCAGGAAAGGAUUUCAAAGAAUGUUUUACUGCAGCUCACACAUCAGAAUUAAAUAAACUGUAUUGAUUUUCUGAGCCAUUUUUAAAACCUGCUAAAACCGUCGUCAUCUCACUUUGUCAGUUUAUCGUAUCUAGGAUCUAUAGUUUGAUUAAAAUCGACCAUGGGGUUAUUUUUGACAUAGCUCACACACAUACGGGGUUCGAGCACAUCUGAGAGCUUGUUUUUGUACGGAAGUGAUGAGUGCACAACACUUGAGCAUGGAGCUUUAAAAUGUGAGAUGAUACAUACUGUAAGGAUUGUAAAGGGUAUAUACUGUACGCUUAUGUUUAUAUUUCAGCCUAUAACAGUGCAUUAGCCAUACACAACAGCACAGGCUGGCAGCAGAUAUACAGUAGGAGCUUUGCCAAUUCCAGGAUUCUCACAUUCAUAAGUGUAGAAGUCAAAAUCAAUUCAGUGAGAUGAUGGCUCACAUGGACAGAGUGACCUUGAAGACCUUUCCCCGAGUUCUCCUUCCUUUGGGUCGUGUGGUUGCUCAUGUUGUUGUCAAGCUGCCAAUAGCUCGGUGCUACAAAAAUGUUUGACUUGUCGGACAUCUCUAACAAGAGCCAGUCUUCUUCAUCCUUUCAGUUUCCAGCAUUUCCAGGAACUAGCUGCUCCCUGCGGCCGUGCGGCGAGGCGUAGAUACGAACACACACAAGUGCACACGCGACCACAUACACACAGAGGACCACAAGAGCGAGUUUUACUUCCGUUCGAGUUUGUUUUUUAAGCUGUAGGACAGUUGAUCGUGCUGUCAUCGCUGCUGCUGCUGCUGCUGCUGCUAUGUGUUUAGUUGCUCUCCUUCUCCAGCGGAAGGACAUCUGAUUGGAUGCGUGGCGCAGCCAAAAGCUUAGGCCUGCAACUCUCACCCAUACUAGAACACUAUUGCAUAUGUGAAGAAAAUAGCAGAAUGCCACACAUCAGCUAUGCAUAUACAGUAUAGAGCAUGAGCGCACUUUGCAGUAACAUGCAAUAAUAUGAGCUUAUAUCGGCCACCAGUGAUGUUGAUGUCUCAGUUUAGUUUGCAAAUAGGAUGUAAUGACUGUAUACGUAAAAACUGUGUUAGGCAACGUUUUGAAUCUUAUUGUUUAUGCAAAUCGAGUUGAUGGAGUGAUCUGAAUGUAAAACCUCUGACUCUGUAAUGUACUACCAGACGCUACAGUAGAGAGAGCUGCUCUCAUGCUUCCAUUGUAAGCUGCUUGGCACUGAAAGUCAAAUUACUCAUGGUAGUUUUUUUUGUAGAAUGCUCAGGAUAAAGAAAGUACAGUACCUGCUCUCUGUGUAGUACAACUCCAAAGGUAACUUUGUCGGUUUCUUCCUUUACAGACGUGCAGGACUGUGCGAAUUUGUACUGUACAUUGACAGGUUGUACAGUAGAUGUAAAAAAAAAUGCAUAAACUGUAAAGGCGCGACUUGUUACUACUAUACGAAAUAUGUACAGAUUCAAAGCUGACGUUUAGAAGCUAUAUUUUUGAGAAUGUUCAGUGAAGAUGAAUGAUCCUGAAGAAUGAACAGAGCAGAGCGGUUUGGUUGUGUUGUUCCACAGACAAUCACCAGUCAAAGUCCAUAUUAUACUGUAUACAGCUCCUCCUGAGGGUUUGUCAACUAUCUAACCUUCCAUUACUCUAUUUAGGCGCAAAUGUGACUUUAAACAUUAUUAUAUUUUCAUGCAAGUCAUGAAACUAAAUGAAGGAUCCAAAUAUUUCUCAGAUUACAAGGAUCUCAGUGACAUCUCUUUCAUAUGGGGUUCCUUUACUCAGUUUUGUGGAUUUGCAUGAAAAUCAGAUCACACAUUAAGUCAUAUUUGUGCAGAACUAGAGUAAAUAUGUAGAGAAACAUUUAGCUUUUUAUUGUCACUUUCUAGCAACUCACUUGUUAUUUGUGUAGCGUGGUCCCUGGAGCGUGUGCAUGUGUGAUUGACUGGGAGCAAAGGAGGAGGUGCUGUAUUUGUAGUUUGUCCGGACAGCCGCUACUUCAGUAUGAAACAAUAAGUCAUAAUAAAAGUCACCAUGUGCAUCGAUAUCAGCUGUCCAACUCACUUGUGCGUCGGUGAAGCGUGACUGGAAGUUAGAGGUUUAAUGCGACCCGACUACAUGCACUGGAGCCAAUGCUGUGGUCCAGCAGAGGGAGUAGACGAGCAAGACGCUGUUGGCUCAGACAGGAUGUGUGAUGAGUUCACAUCAUGUACUGGAGGUGCUACGAAUGCUGGUUCACUUCAGCUGAUAGGGAAACACACAGUAUGUGAUAGUUAAUUCACCACAAUGUCAAUCUAGUGAAGUCAAGGACCAGAGUGAAGAGCAGGCAGGUUGGUUAAGACUCCACUACACCAUCAAUCUGUAUCCUUCUGCAAGAUGUACCAGAAAUAUCAACAGCUGUGUUUGUGAUCACACUGAAACUUAGGAUAUUCUUUGUUCUUCGAUGAGCUUGACUUUUGUUUUGUUACUACUUCCACUGUAAAUGACCAUUACUGUGUUUAAAAAAAGGCACAGCCAAACUGUCACCUCAAUAAAAGAAGCUUGAAAUAAA
Molecule: messenger RNA, 7486 nt
Organism: Betta splendens (Siamese fighting fish)
Lineage: Eukaryota; Metazoa; Chordata; Actinopteri; Anabantiformes; Osphronemidae
Gene: cntnap1
Product: contactin associated protein 1
Exons: 24
Coding region: 661-4587 (1308 amino acids)
Source: RefSeq, a predicted model, not a curated record